Myotis lucifugus (little brown bat) is the source of this 2249-nucleotide messenger RNA. RefSeq names its product FAM20A, golgi associated secretory pathway pseudokinase (gene FAM20A). Lineage: Eukaryota; Metazoa; Chordata; Mammalia; Chiroptera; Vespertilionidae. Gene Ontology annotation, cellular component: Golgi apparatus. Gene Ontology annotation, molecular function: protein serine/threonine kinase activator activity. The record is from RefSeq and is a predicted model, not a curated record.
UGCGGGGAGAGAAGGGGCGAGACACAGUGGCCCGGGGGGCACCAUCCCCCGAUCUCCACUCCGCGCAGAGAAGGAACGCCCGCCGACACCGCGAGACCCCGCAGUCCCCGCGCGCAGCUCCUAAGUUCAAGGGCGACGCCCCUCACCAGCGGAGUCAUCCCGCGCGGCGAGCUCGCCGGCCCUAUCGCCCCCGACCGGCCCUCUGCGCCCAGCGCCCCUCCGGGUCCCCGGAGCCGCCCGCGCGCCCGGCGGGGCCAUGCCCGUGCUGCGCCGGGACCGCCUGCUGACCCUGCUGCUGCUGGGCGCGCUGCUCUCCGCCGACCUCUACUUUCACCUGUGGCUCCAGGUGCAGCGCCAGCUGCGGCCCCGCGAGCGCCCGCCGAGCUGCCCGUGCGCGCGCCGCGCCUCCGCCCGGGCCCCGGGCUCCGCCGCCGCCGCCUCGGACCCCCGCACGGCCGCGCACAACUUCUCCCGAGCCCGGCUGGGGCCAGAGCGGGACGGCGGUGGCCGCCCUGGCCCCGGCUCCAAGCUGCAUGCCUACUUCGCCUGCCCGCUGUACAACGUCCCGGACGAGCCGCCGGGUCUCGGGCCGGAAGACUUGCUCCUGGCCGGCCAGGAGGCGCUGCGCUAUUACCGGAGGAAGGUGGCCCGCUGGAACAGACGACACAAGAUAUACAGAGAGCAGCUGAACCUCACUUCCCUGGACCCCCCAGUGCAGCUCCGGCUCGAGGCCAGCUGGCUCCAGUUCCACCUGGGAAUCAACCGCCACGGGCUGUACUCCCGGUCCAGUCCUGUCGUCAGCAAACUGCUCCGCGACAUGAGGCACUUUCCCACCAUCAGUGCUGAUUACAGUCAGGACGAGAAAGCCUUGCUUGGGGCGUGUGACUGCACCCAGAUUGUGAAGCCCAGUGGGGUCCACCUCAAGCUGGUUCUGAGGUUCUCGGACUUCGGGAAGGCCAUGUUCAAACCCAUGAGACAGCAGCGAGAGGAAGAGACGCCCGCCGACUUCUUCUACUUCAUUGACUUCCAGAGACACAAUGCCGAGAUUGCAGCUUUCCACCUGGACAGGAUCCUGGACUUCCGACGGGUGCCACCAACAGUGGGGAGGCUAGUCAAUGUCACCAAGGAAAUCCUAGAGGUCACCAAGAAUGAAAUCCUGCAGAGCGUUUUCUUUGUCUCUCCAGCCAGUAACAUGUGCUUCUUCGCCAAGUGUCCAUACAUGUGCAAGACCGAGUACGCUGUCUGUGGCAACCCCCACCUGCUAGAGGGCUCUCUCUCCGCGUUCCUGCCGUCCCUCAACCUGGCCCCCAGGCUGUCUGUGCCCAACCCCUGGAUCCGCUCCUACUCGCUGGCCGGAAAAGAGGAGUGAGUUGGGCCCCUGGCCAUGCACAUUAGCCCGAGACUGUGGCCCUGGAUUCAGGCUCUUGUCUGAACUGCCCUCCGAAUCCUCAGCCUAUGGUCCCUCGCUCCAAUGCCUCUCUCCUUUACAGGAAAUAUGGACCGUCACCAUUAUGAGAUGUUCACCAAAUUUGGGGAUGAUGGGUUCCUUAUUCACCUGGACAAUGCCAGAGGGUUUGGGCGACACUCCCAUGACGAAAUCUCCAUCCUCUCGCCUCUCUCCCAGUGCUGCAGGAUAAAAAAGAAAACACUCUUGCACCUGCAGCUGCUGGCCCAAGCUGACUACAGGCUCAGUGACGUGAUGCGGGAGUCACUGCUGGAGGACCAGCUCAGCCCCAUCCUCACAGAGCCCCACCUCCUUGCCCUGGACCGGAGGCUCCAGGUCAUCCUAAGGACCGUGGAGGGGUGCAUAGCGGCCCACGGAGAGCAGAGUGUCGUAGCCAGUGGCCCAGCAGAACAGGCAGCCCCAGACUCUGGCCAGGCUAACCUGACAAGGUAGGGGCUGGACGAGCCCAACUGCAGAAACGACACCUGCAGCCACGGUGGACUCGAGUGCGGACCUCUGCGUCCUCACGUGCCCUGGCCCAAGCUGGAGGCCCUGGGUUGUGAGCUCAGGGAGCAGGUAGGGCAUUGGGACGGUCCUCAAAGAGCCAAAGUGGGACCCUGGCCUGCCUUCCUGGUGCACCGUUUCUUGAGUGGACUGACUGCCCUGGCUCCGCAGACCACCUCCUGAGCCCACUGGGAAAUCUGGAUGAAUCCAAGGUCAGACUUGAAGGGUAUGGAAGCCUUAAUCCCAGAAGAGAGUAUUAAUUGUUACAAAUAAAAUAAAAGGACAUCAAGUGGACACCUAA